Messenger RNA from Larimichthys crocea (large yellow croaker), 1806 nucleotides. RefSeq names its product tumor necrosis factor receptor superfamily member 19. The coding region runs from base 99 to 1289 and encodes 396 amino acids. Gene Ontology annotation, molecular function: protein binding; signaling receptor activity. The transcript is spliced from 10 exons. The record is from RefSeq and is a predicted model, not a curated record. Gene Ontology annotation, biological process: positive regulation of canonical NF-kappaB signal transduction; positive regulation of JNK cascade. Gene Ontology annotation, cellular component: plasma membrane. NCBI's taxonomy places the organism in Eukaryota, Metazoa, Chordata, Actinopteri, Sciaenidae.
CUGAAACUUGCUAAGGACGUUUUUUGAAGUGUUAUCAACUUUAAAACUCUGUAUGAGAAUACAUACUUUUUAAGGGUAGCAGUUUGGAAGCUUUACCAAUGGAAGUUUGUCUCUACGCUGCUCUGCUCAUGGUUUGGUGUUUGUUGGUGAAAUCUGAGCCCAUCUGUGAUCAGACAGAGUUCCUCCACCCUAACGGCACAUGUGUUUCAUGUCCUGUAUGUGGGCCUGGGGAACAGCUCUCAGAGGACUGUGGUUUCGGAGAUGGUGGUGAAGGUGUCUGUAUUCUGUGUGGACGAGGGAAGUUCAGUGCAGAAACAAGUGUAGCUCCCUGCAUGCGAUGCACCCAGUGUAAUCUGCUGAACCGCCUAGAAAGGUCGGGGUGCUCACCCAACCGUGAUGCCCGGUGUGGUCAGUGCUUCCCAGGGUAUUAUGAACUCAGGAGCAUGACUGGGGAGGUGGAGCUGCCCUGUGUGCCUUGUUACAACCAUGACACUGUCCAUAAAGAGUGUUUGUUUUUGACAGCUCAAGGCUCUAAAGGAGAAAGCGCCGUCACCGAGCCCAGGGGAAGUUUCAAAGAACCAGAAGAGAAGAGAGUAAAAGAAGAAACAUUUUCGAUGGUCCUGAUCGGUUCAGCAACAGCUUCCUCCAUUUUCCUUAUCGCUCUGCUGCUUUGGGCUUUCCUUCUGACUGCUGAGAGAUUCAAACAGGUCCCUGAGUACUGCCCUGCGCCUGAAGGAAUAUUGCCUACAGAUGACCUUCAGUACACACCUUUGCCCAGCCCCACAGAGACACCAGCCAAACAAUCAGAGGCCCUUUCACAGACACUUGUUCCAGCUCAAGAUUCCCUGAGAGGCCAUGAGAAUGAUGUGCAUCCUACUUCUAUUGUGAUUAAUGUCACCACCAACAUUAAGCCCUCCAGUCAGAAACAGGAGAACAUCACACAGGAACAACAGCAAAGCAGCUGUUAUUCAAUCGAAGAGAUGGAGCAAAAACUUCAGACAAUAUGGGAAAUGGCUCAAGGUCAGAGUAUCGAGAUGCUUGAUUAUGACUCAGUCCAGGACUUGUCCCUACUGCUUGACUCAGCUGACAACAGGAACAUUUUGCGCAGACUGGGGCGGUCUUUGGGUGUCCCGCCUCAGGUCAUCGCUCAUCUCCAAGGCUUCCAGGACCUCUUUCAGUACCUGCGUACCUCAACCUACACACUGCUACCCCAACUGGCCCAGGCUGCUGCACUCUUGCCUAAUCCUGAAGUUGUUGCUAGGAUACACAGAGCUGUGGUGAACAAGUGACCACUUAGACUGAAAGGAGGUGUUGCCAUGACUUCAACUGUUAUACAGUAUUUCUGACCCACUUUGCAUGACGUCACUCAGCAUGUGGGGACACACUGAAAUGAAUUGAUCGAGUUGAGUUAAUUAGAGAAAUACCUGUCUGUAAAGAACAUUUUGUUUCACUUACUUGUUCAUUGUUGUUUAUUUGUAUGGAUAUUUGCUUUAUACAGUAUUUAAAUAUUAUAUAUUAUCAAUUUUCAAUUUGAAUAAAUUAAAAAUAAGACAUUAUUUAUGCUUUGAGUGUUAAAUAACACAAUAUCCAGGUCAUUGCAACAGAACCCUACAUAUGGUGUUACUUCCUGUUUACCAUGUAAAAUAGAUGAGAGGCCCUCUGGCUAAAGCAUGUGAGACGGACCAGGACAGAGGAUGCAGUGUUCAUGACAAGAGAAAAAACAUAGAGCCCUGAGAAAAUAUUUUAUUCUCCCAUUUGGGGAGGUUUGCCUACUGACAAUUGUCUCCAGCUCUGCGGAUUCUUCAG